UUCCGCGUACGAAUUCCCAGCUUUCAAGUGACGGUCACACUGCUAUUCAUUCUUGACAAUCGAUAGCUUUUGCCAAGUGACGCUCUUAAUAUCGAAAAAGCAUAAGGAACGAUAGGCCCAUUUCGUUCGUCCUGUUCACAAUCUUCUCGCGUUUUCCCAGGAACUGGUCAAGAUGCCCAUCAUCGGGCUGUGCAUCGAACUGCGCCCCAACCUACGCAGCGGCGUGGUCUUCCUGCGAUUCGACCAACAGUUUUCGCAGGGCCACGAGACUAGCGUCAUCGUCCGCGACUACAAUGUUUAUAUCAGCGAGAAAGGUGAGAAUCAGGCGGUCGACUUGGAUUCCGGCUCCGAAAGCGACAGCGAGGACUCCGACAAGAUGAUGGUCAUACGACACGCGCAGUACGGUAUGGACAUUGCCUGCCUUUCCACGUUCUUGGUCAGUGGCAGCAACAUGAGUUUCCGCUUCAACUACAACCACAUUGAUCUGGCCAGCGUGGAUGGGAACGCUGUGGACGUGCCGCUGGCGCCACUACUCCUCUCCUGCCAGGAGAACGAGGCCAUCACUAUCAACUGUCGUGAUUGCCGCGCGGAAUUGGUGGCGGGCCGGAGCUAUCGCAGGCUGAGGGAGUUUCCCACCCUCGUGGUGGAUCCCAGUGAGUUCUUUUGCCACAAUCAUGGACCGGCGGGCAAGACCCAACCAAUUAGCUUGACGCCCGCCGAAACGGAUCUCUUCUAUGGCCUCAACUAUGUGGUCAUCAACUUUAACAAAGAAAGUUCGUGCAUGUUCAAUCGCGACGAUCACUUGUACUGCCAGCGCUGCAUGCGUUAUUUGGGGCUGACCAUGUUCGAUGGCACCGCCGCUCGCAUCUGGGCUGAUGCGGUGCGUUGGCGUCCCGCAGGAGCGGCGGCAAAUGCCCCCGAGCGACACUUCUUCCAAAACUCCACGCUGACGCAGCUAUUCAAGCGUCUGCUGCACUCGCUGUGGCCUCAACCGUUGCCUCAGCUCUGUUUGAACACCAGUCGUGCGGUGCUGGUCACCUCGCUGCCCAACCGAAAUCAACAAUACAUGUUUUUGCACGUGGUGGAGUCACAGCUGCGUGUGCUGCGUCGCAUUCGCCCGAAUUCGAACCGUCUACGCUGCUUUCGCGCCUGCAAGCUGUACUUCGGCGUUUUUGGCGCCAAUUCACCGCUGAUGGAGAAGUGGCAGGCGCAGCAGACGCUGCCCCAAAUGGAUGUAUCACUGAACAUGUUUCUAAUGAUUCAGAAGCGCCUCGAGACGAAUGGCCGCUUGAUUCCGGACGCCUUGUGCACGAACUGUACGGAGGAGCACCUGCAGUUGUCGUACUUCUUUUAUGAGAACGAGGAUCAACCUGACGGCGGGGUCGUCGAUUCGGAUGUGUUUAUGGAUCAAGUGAGCAACAUGCAUCAGAAGGAGGUGGAUCCCUACGAGACGGAUGCAGGAAAUGCCAGCGAGAGCGAUGACGAGUACUCGGAUACGGACACCGCUUCGGAGGACAUGUCGACUAACUCGCUCGGCAUGCGUACCCUGCUCAAACGCAGCCCCACUCCGCCGCGGUCUUCCGCCAAAAUGGCCACCACCACCACCCCGUCCGCCUCGCCGGAGGACAAGUAGUGCCCCAAUUCGAUUCAGAAAUCAAGCAUAGCUUGUUAGCAAUCAGUUCCAUCCAAAAUACUUUACUAUGCCUUUGAUGUAAGUCCUCACAUCCAUUGCUUUUGUUUUUCGUUGUACAUUGGCUUGAAAUUAAUUAGCAGUAAGAGGAAUUGAUAACGCCAAAGACUAUUUUUUGUUUUGUGAAGAAAAAAUUUGAUUUGAUUUUUUUGCUUGACUCGUUUUAUAUAUAUGUAUAUUAUAUAUAGUUUAACAAACGUUUUGCAACAAGUAUUAGCUGGAUAAACGACUUCUAUAUGUAUGUACUAGCACAAAUGCAGUGCGUUCCGUGACUGUAAGUCCAAUGCGACAUGUUAAAGUCUUGGCCUUACAGCUGCGAAACGCACUGCACAUGUUAUGAAGAAAAGAAAGAAGUUUUUUUUGCUUUUGUUUACACUUUGACGUUCCCUAUUAAUUCAAAUAAGUUAACGAGAAAAAAAUAAGAGUAGAGUAAUAGUAGAUAUAAAGUAAAAUUGAAAUAUUGAAAAUAUUCAAUUUUUAUAUAUUUUCAAAGAACUGAAUUAACAAGUUUUCCGAAAUGUGACUUACCAAAAAAAAUGAAUAGGAACUAAGCGAAAAAAAAAGUUAUUGCUUACGAAUAACAUAUAUUAUAAAUAUAUGGUAAUAUGCUUCAAUAUGUUUCCAGAAACAAGAUUAAAACAGAAUAUGUAUGAACUAUAAUUUAGCUACACAAACAUUUACACACAAACAUUAUUGUCCAACAUUUGUAAUUCUGUUCUUAACUACACAUGUCAACAAAUAACCGAGAAACAUUUUAAUUUUAAAACUCUGAUGUAAAGUAUAUGGGAACACACCUACUUAUAUGUAUAUAUUUAAAGUCAAUGGGAUGAAUGUAAGGCGGAGCAGUGCGCGCCGGGACUGUAAGACGGUACUGCUGACAGUCAUACAUGACUCGCACUGUCUGCACACUCGAUAAAUGUGAUUGAAGACGCUUUGGGUAAUCUCAACUUGUGUUUAGUUUUAAGCGAAACUCAUGUGUUCAUCCAAACAAAGAAGAGGAGAAGAAGGCUGCCCAGGAUCAGGCGACGAGGAUCACCUGAGGAUAAGUGAGGAUAAAUAAAGUUGGAAUCAUAUACACAUUCAUUUCAUGAAGCAAA
Molecule: messenger RNA, 2787 nt
Organism: Drosophila mauritiana
Lineage: Eukaryota; Metazoa; Arthropoda; Insecta; Diptera; Drosophilidae
Exons: 2
Coding region: 173-1633 (486 amino acids)
Source: RefSeq, a predicted model, not a curated record